Nelumbo nucifera (sacred lotus) is the source of this 402-nucleotide messenger RNA. The record is from RefSeq and is a predicted model, not a curated record. Lineage: Eukaryota; Viridiplantae; Streptophyta; Magnoliopsida; Proteales; Nelumbonaceae.
AUGGCGAAGGUGGUUGAUUUGGACGGCAAUUGGUUUAUUGAUUUAAACAAGUUUAUUGACUUGAACACGAAUAGGGUUCAUUCGAAAAAGGUUGUAGAGGAUCUGAGACAAGCGUCUAUGAUAUUUAACGUAGAUGGGAACGGAUCCAUAUCACUAGAAGAGUUGGAGGAGGUACUCAGAAGUCUAGGGGACGACAAGUGUUUGAUCGCCGAUUAUAAGAAAAUCAUUCGUGGGGUUGAUUCCGAUGGAGAUGGGUUGGUAAGUUUUGAAGAGUUCAAGAGUAUGAUGAUGGACAUGCGCUCUCCUGCUUUCCUUGUCUUCUAUCAUGGUAUGAGAGCCAAAGGUUUGAAUCUAGAGGACUCCCACCGUGCUUCCAAUGUCUAUAGCGGGUGGCCGGAAUAG